AUGAGUGAAAUCAAUAAGGCUGACAUAGUCAUCUUAAUAGGUGAUAUGAAUGCCCAAGUUGGUUAUCACAAUAAGGGGUUCGAGGCGACGACGGGCCGGCACGGGUUAGGCAUGUUGACUGAGAAUGGCGAGAUGUUCACCGAACUUUGCACUAAUUUUAAUCUUGUUAUAGGAGAAACACUAUUCAAUCAUAAGCGCGUCCACAAAAUAACUUGGACAUCUCCAGAUCGAAUGACUGAAACCCUGAUUGAUCACAUAGCCAUAAGUCGUAAAUGGCGCGGCUCCCUUAUGGACACGCGGAAUAAACGUGGAGCUGAUAUUGCAAGUGACCAUCAUCUUCUAAUUACGCCAGCCAGACUCAAAGUGGCUGCAGUUAGCGACUCGAAAAAGAAGAUUCAGAAAAUAUUCGACGUAAAGAAACUGAAAGACGAAUCUAUCUGCGCAAGAGAAAUAAAAAAUCAGUUAAAUUUCACUAAGACGAGAUCCGCAAUCGGCACUACAGCACACUUACAGCAAAACCGACAAGCUGAUAAAAAAAAGGCGCUAGAACGGAUAAUCUGGAGUGACAAUUUAGCUAGAAAAGCGCAAGAGGCCGCGGAAACGUACCGCACUCGUGACCUGUAUCAAAUGAAACGGGAACUGACAAACGCAACACUAAAAACCACCAAACCGCUAAAAGAUGAAGAUGGCAAAUUGACAACGGCCAAAGAUAAGCAGACUACCAUCUGGGAGCGUUAUUAUAAAAAAUUGCUCUCAUCAACUUCGUCGGAGGCUAUUCAGCGAUGCGGUUCCCAACGUCACAUACCAAGACGUGACAAUCACACCUCGUGCCCGAAUGAUGCGGAGAUAAUUACUGCUAUCAGAGCAUUAAGGAACAACAAAACUUCUGGGUCGGAUAACAUCAAUUCAGAACUCCUAAAAGCUAAUCCUGUUUCCUCUACUCAAAUAUAUUUGGGCGUCAGAAAAGAUAAAGGACGAACUGAAAGAAGGUGUUAUUACUCUUCUUCCAAAGAAGGGAAAUUUAUCGGAAUGUAA
This is a messenger RNA of Bactrocera tryoni, 1035 nucleotides long. RefSeq lists its product as uncharacterized. The record is from RefSeq and is a predicted model, not a curated record. Lineage: Eukaryota; Metazoa; Arthropoda; Insecta; Diptera; Tephritidae. The coding region runs from base 1 to 1035 and encodes 344 amino acids. The transcript has 2 exons.